This is a messenger RNA of Lagenorhynchus albirostris (white-beaked dolphin), 7828 nucleotides long. RefSeq names its product glycogen synthase kinase 3 beta (gene GSK3B). Gene Ontology annotation, molecular function: ATP binding; beta-catenin binding; protein serine/threonine kinase activity. The transcript has 12 exons. Gene Ontology annotation, cellular component: cytoplasm; glutamatergic synapse; beta-catenin destruction complex. NCBI's taxonomy places the organism in Eukaryota, Metazoa, Chordata, Mammalia, Artiodactyla, Delphinidae. Gene Ontology annotation, biological process: negative regulation of canonical Wnt signaling pathway; protein phosphorylation; regulation of neuron projection development. The record is from RefSeq and is a predicted model, not a curated record. The coding region runs from base 1020 to 2321 and encodes 433 amino acids.
UGCCCCCGACCCGGGCGAAUGCAGGUUUGUGCUGCCGCUGCCGCUGCCGCUGCCGCCGCCGCCGCCGCCGCCGCCGCCGCCGCCCGGGCCGAGUGACAAAGGAAGGAAGGAAGCGAGGAGGAGCCGGCCCUGCAGCCACUGACAGGGCCCGGGCUGGGGGCAAAGCGCGGACACUUCCUGAGCGGGACCGUGCAGAAGCGAGGGGCGGGAGGGCGGCCGCUCUGGUGCCUUGGACGGGGGAGGGGGCCCCGAGGGACGGAAGCGGUUGCUGGGUUCCCAUGUCCCCGGCGUAUGGGGAGCAGUCGAGGAGCCGCUGCCUGGGGUCUGAAGGGAGCUGCCUCCGCCACCGCCGCCGCCAUGGCCGCUGGAUCCAGCCGCCGAGUGCAGCUGCUCCUGGCGCAAUGAGGAGGGGAGCCGCCGCCACCGCCCGCCUCUGACUGACUCGCGACUCCGCCGCCUUCCAGUUCGCCGGGCCCCUGCCGUCAGGCCGCCGGAUCCCGCCGCUGUCGGAGCCGCAGCGUUUCCCGACGCAUCUCCGAGCCACCCCCUCCCUCUCCCUCCCUCCUUCCCAUCCCCCUUUCUUUUCAAGCGUGAGACUCGUGAUCCUUCCGCCGCUUCCCUUCUUCAUUGACUCGGAAAAAAAAUCCCCGAGGAAAAUAUAAUAUUCAGAGUACUUAUUUUCAAUCAAGUAUCUGCCCCCGUUUCACGUGAUAUAUAUUUUUUAGGGCCUCCCAACCAUUUCUCCCUUCCAAGGAAAGGGAGGGGAAAGAAUUGUAUUUUUUUCCCAGCUCCCGAUCAUCUAUAUGUUAAAUAUCCGUACUGAUCUGUCUUCAAGGAGAAAUACAUCGCUCGCUUUUUUUUAUAGCUGUACAAAAGGAGUGAAAAGCCAAGAGGACGAAGUCUUUUUCUUGUGGGAGAACUUAAUGCUGCAUUUAUCAUUAACCUAACACCCCAACAUAAAACAAAAGGAAGAAGAGGAGGAAGGAAGGAAAAGAAGGUGAUUCGGAAAGAGAGUGAUCAUGUCAGGGCGGCCCAGAACCACCUCCUUUGCGGAGAGCUGCAAGCCAGUGCAGCAGCCUUCAGCUUUUGGCAGCAUGAAAGUUAGCAGAGACAAGGAUGGCAGCAAGGUGACCACAGUGGUGGCAACUCCUGGGCAGGGUCCAGACAGGCCACAAGAAGUCAGCUAUACAGACACUAAAGUGAUUGGGAAUGGGUCAUUUGGUGUGGUAUAUCAAGCCAAACUUUGUGAUUCAGGAGAGCUGGUUGCCAUCAAGAAAGUAUUACAGGACAAGAGAUUUAAGAACCGAGAGCUCCAAAUCAUGAGAAAGCUAGAUCACUGUAACAUAGUCCGAUUGCGUUAUUUCUUCUACUCAAGUGGUGAAAAGAAAGAUGAGGUCUAUCUUAAUCUGGUGCUGGACUAUGUUCCGGAAACAGUAUACAGAGUUGCCAGACACUAUAGUCGAGCCAAACAGACGCUCCCUGUGAUCUAUGUUAAGUUGUAUAUGUAUCAGCUGUUCCGAAGUUUAGCGUAUAUCCAUUCCUUUGGAAUCUGCCAUCGGGAUAUUAAACCACAGAACCUCUUGUUGGAUCCUGAUACAGCUGUCUUAAAACUCUGUGACUUUGGAAGUGCAAAGCAGCUGGUCCGAGGAGAACCCAAUGUUUCGUAUAUCUGUUCUCGGUACUAUAGGGCACCAGAGUUGAUCUUUGGAGCCACUGAUUAUACCUCUAGUAUAGAUGUAUGGUCUGCAGGCUGUGUGUUGGCUGAGCUGUUGUUAGGACAACCAAUAUUUCCAGGGGACAGUGGUGUGGAUCAAUUGGUAGAAAUAAUCAAGGUCCUGGGGACACCAACAAGGGAGCAAAUUAGAGAAAUGAACCCAAACUACACAGAAUUCAAAUUCCCUCAAAUUAAGGCACAUCCUUGGACUAAGGAUUCGUCAGGAACAGGACAUUUCACCUCAGGAGUUCGGGUCUUCCGACCUCGAACUCCACCAGAGGCGAUUGCACUAUGUAGCCGUCUGCUGGAGUAUACCCCAACUGCCCGAUUGACACCACUGGAAGCUUGUGCACAUUCAUUUUUUGAUGAAUUACGGGACCCAAAUGUCAAACUACCAAAUGGGCGAGACACACCUGCACUCUUCAACUUCACCACUCAAGAACUGUCAAGUAAUCCACCUCUAGCUACCAUCCUUAUUCCUCCUCAUGCUCGGAUUCAAGCAGCUGCUUCAACCCCUUCAAAUACCACAGCAGCCUCAGAUGCUAAUGCUGGAGACCGUGGACAGACCAAUAACGCCGCUUCCGCAUCAGCUUCCAACUCCACCUGAACAGUCCCGAGCAGCCAGCUGCACAGGAAAAACCACCAGUUACUUGAGUGUCACUCAGCAACACUGGUCACAUUUGGAAAGAAAAUUAAAAAGAGAAAAAAAACCUGUUCUUUUUAGUGUUCAAUUUUUUUAUUAUUAUUGUUGUUCUUAUUUAACCUUGUAAAAUAUCUAUAAAUACAAACCAAUUUCAUUGUAUUCUCACUUUGAGGGAGACCCAGGGGUUGGGAGGGGUCGUGGGGAGGGGAAAGCGGGGCACUAGAACACACAGUCUCUCUCCCACGACAAUCUUUUUUUUAUCAAAAGUCUGCUGUUGUAUACUUUAAAAACAGGACUCCUGCCUCAUGCCCCUUCCACAAAAGAAGAAAACUUUGUUCUGUGCGGAAGUUUUUUUGAACUUUGUUUUCUUUUAAAGUCAAGUGUAAGACUUGGGUAUAGUGCACAGCUUGAAAUUGGUUGGGAGCUUAGCAGGUGUAACUCAAUGGGGACUUAAAUGUCACUUGUAAAAUUAAUCCAUAUCCUCGGGUACUUGAAGACAUGCCUUUGGCAUGUUGAUGGCAGGUGUGGCAGACAAAAAAGGAAAUAUGUGUCAUUUGUAACCCUGGAGGUCAAUAAAGUUUGAAUCUAUAAGGGGAAAAUUCUUAAUUGAUUUGUUAAGGUUUUAUUUUGCUCUUAAUCAGUGCUAGUGGUGAAGAAACUUAUGUAGGAAGCUGUCAAAGGAGGAGCGUGUGUGCUCUGUGUGUGGAUCUUUGUUUGCCUGACCAAAGGUUCUCUAUAAAUCUUAGUACAGUUUUAAUCUAGUGACCUAGGAGGAGACUAAAAAGGGUGCUGAGCUGGCCCCUCUGACUGCAGAGGUCAAAAGCUGACGAACCUGGAGGAAGGGGACAGGCCAGGGGCAGGUCUCACCACUGGAUGAAUUUGUCCAGAUUUUUUCUAAAGUUGCUUCCCUUGGAAAGAUACACUUGAGAGGACAUCACAGUUAAAUAAUGUGAACUAUAACAGUCUACUGGUUUAUUUUUCAUAUUUUUUAAUUGCAAAAUGAGCUUGCAGAAAGUGCCACAUUCUGCACAUAGUUCUGAUUUUAAAUCCAAAUCUAGAAUCUGUAUUUAAUUUCAGCGUUUUUAACCUCAUGCUUUUUAAAUUUUAUUUAUUGAUGCAUGUGAGAUAGACCAUUAUAAUUUUAGAUGGUAGGAAUAUUAAAAACUACACAUCAAAAGGAUAUAAACAGUCACUUGUACCUGCUGACUUUAUAGGAAAGCUGAUUAUAUAAAUGUGUGUAUAUAUGUUAUAUACAUAGAUUCAAUACUGCCUUUAGUUUUGGGUUUUUUGUUUGUUUGUUUGUUUUUGUCCACAGUAUCAAAAUUGACUGGUUGAAGCAUGAGAAGAAUGUUUCCCCCCAAACCCAGUUAAGAAUUUUUGUUUCUGUUUUUCUUUGUAUAAUAAGUGAACAGUGUAAGAAUCAGUCUCUGUUUUUGAAGAAGAAGCAAUAUUCCUUGGAAAGCAAGGAGAAUUGAAGGAUUAUGUUGGCAGUGAGGAAAUAGGUUUUCACAACUAGUUUGGUUUAUAUGUUUAAGGUUGACAUCUAUGCGGGCCUUAUAUACUCUAAAAUGAACCUUAGUCACCUUGGUGCUUAUGGGCCAUUACUUGACCUAAUGAAUCUUUAAGGCACAAUCAGUUGUACUUUACAUUUAAAGAUCACUUGAGUGAUGGCCGCCUUUCCCGCCUACCUUCCUUCCUUCCCCAUACACCUUCCAAGGUUAGCUGAUAACUGUAGGGCUGCAGAGCUGAGCCCCAGAUUGUGUGUAACCUCCCUUCACCCUCCUUGUUGCCACCUUAGGACAUGUUAGGGGUCUCGCCCUCCAGGUGAUUUGGAAGUAGAGUGUCUUGGCAGCCCUCAUGCAGGUCCCGGCACCCUGUCCUGCUUCUUAACAAAGUGUGUGUGACUCUCCAAGAGAGUCGUACUGCCUGCUGACAUGAACCAGUACCCAGAGAGACAACGGUGAGCCGUCUUAGUUUUCACUCACUGUCUGGCUAAGCUCUUAAACCUCAGAAGCGUUUCUCAAACCUCUGGUUAUAUCAGAGUUCAUGAGAAGGGAAACACACUCAGUCAAACCAAAUCAAAUUGAAUUUUACUUUGCAUCAUGAGCUUCCGAGAGCAAAUUAAGAUUUGAAAGAAGUCUGAAUCGAAGUAUUUGGCAGCAUAAUUCCUAAAGGAAAUGGCUUUGAUAGACCAUUUUCAGAAAAGAUUUAUAAAGAAGCUGGACAGCAGGUCUGUGACAAAGGAAUGGACCUACUUUCAGACCAAACUGCCCAGCCAAACAUUUGGACACAGACACUACUCUGGACUUGGUAUACUUGCUAGAGUCCAUAAAAAUCUGUGCUUGUUUUAGGAAACACUUUCCCCCCACAAAUGGGGUAAAAGAAGAAGAGAGAAAAGUCAGAUGCUUUUCUCCUAUUUUAUUGUGUGUGUGUGUGUGUGUGUGUGUGUGUGUGAGGGCUGAGGUGCAUGAUUUUUCUUUCUCAAGGAUCAUGGCGGGAUCACAGAACUCUUUUAUACAAGUGAGAUCCAGGUCUCUGAAUAUCUUUUUGUAAAUAAUAAUAAUAAUAAUAAAAAGCUCCUCACCAAAUUCAAGCUUGUACAUUAUAUUUUCUUUCAAUGUUUUUAAAUUUAAGUUUUAUUGUUUUGUAUGUAAAUAUGUGGACCCAGGAACUGUUAUUAAUGAGCAAAAAGUUACUGUUCAGGGCAGUGAUUCUGUUUAAUAAUCAGACAAAUUGUAGACGAGCUUUUUAAAGCCAUAUAGUUUUAACUCUGUACAGUAGGUACCGGCCUGUAUUAUUGUAACAAUAACUCUAGCAAUGUAUAGUGUAUCUAUAUAGUUUGGAGUGCCUUCGCUUCCAUGUGUUUGUUUUUUUGUUUUUCAUUUUGGAAGUUUUAAUUGGUUUCUCUAUCCAUGUCUCCCUGUCCCGCCCCUUUCCCUUUGAAAUAAUAGCUCACUCAUAACACAUUAUCUUUGCCCCUUCCACAGUUAAUUUCAGUGAUACCAUGCUCAGGAGUGGAAAGAGGAAACCAUGUUCAUAAUCUCAUUUCAUUUAAGCCCUGCCUUUGAUUUGGUUCUGAACAUCUGUUUCCUCCUCAAUUGCAGUGACCAGUUUCAUUUCACUCGGUCCAUCCAGGGACUUAGUGUAGUGCCAGGGAGCCCUAGAGCUGGAGGAUAUUGAAUAGAUUAGAUUUUGCUCGUCUCUGUCCCCAAACCCUAACCAUGGGUCUUACAAACAGCAGAUUCCGGGAGACUUCCACCCUCUCUCUCUCUCUCCUCCUUGUCACUUCCCUCCCAAAUGAGAGAAAGAAAUAGAGAGAGAAUUAGAUUUAUGAAUCAAAGUUUCUUAAUGUAUCAGUUUUGAUACAUGAGUGGUCUAAAAUGCUGUGGUGCAAUUCCUAGUGGCUGCUGCACAAUUGCCGCCCGCAUGAUGAGGACUGUUGUUUUCGCAAGGGAACUUUCCUCCCUCCUGCCACCUCUACCCCUGUUCAAUGAAAUGUCAUUUUAAUUUAUCUUUGAAAAAAAUCAGUUUAAUUCUUACUGUGUGCACAUCAUGAAGGCCUUUUUCGAAAGAAAAAAAUCAAAUUUGUUUUGCCUCCAAGUACUCCAUAUGUCUUGAGUAGAAUAAAAAAAACUUUACCAAACCAAAGGUUGCUAUUUUUGAAAUAUCACGUGUUCAUUCCAGCAAGGCAGAAGACUGCACCUUCUUUCCAGCAACGUGCUGUGUCCUUUUUUUUUUAAGUCCUCUUAAUUUUUAGACACGUAUUUUUGAUUUGUGUUUUAACAAAGCCUGCCUAACCAGUCAUCUUGUCUGCACCAAUGCAAAGGUUUCUGAGAGGACUAUUGUAUUCUCUGUCCCUGUGGAUAUAAAGACACUGGCAUUUCAUUUCUUUUUCCCUUUCCUUUUUAAGGGAUUUAACUUUGGAAUCUUCCAAAGGAAGUUUGGCCAGUGCCAGAUUCCCAGAAGUUUGGGGAUUUUUCUUUGUUUUAAACCAAAAUUGUAUCUGAUUCUUCUUGUUCAUGUUAGUGAUCAUCUAAUCACAGAGUCGAACACUUUCUCCCCUAUACAGAAAAAUAAACUAAGCAUGCUUUACAAUAAAAUCUGUCUUUUCUAAUAGAAACCUGAGCCACUGAAAAUAAGAGAAAUAACUAGAAGCAGAGUAGAGUCCCAGACUAAGGUCUAUGUUUGAGAGGCUUUGAAAGUAAUCCCUGGGGUUUGGAUUAUUUUCACAAGGGUUAUGACAUUUUAUUCAAGUUUGUUGCUCCGUUUUGCACCUCUGCAAUAAAAGCAAAAUGACAACCAGUACAUAAGGGGUUAGCUUGACAAAGUAGACUUCCUUGUGUUAAUUUUUAAGUUUUUUUUCUUACUAUAUCUGUCUACAGGCAGAUACAGAUAGAUGUAUGAAAAUGUGCUUGCCUGUAAAAUUUGCAUUCAUAAAUGUGUUGCCGAUGGAUCACUUGGGCCUGUACACAUACCAAUUAGCGUGACCACUUCCAUCUUAAAAUCAAAUCUAAAAAACAAAAUUUAUUAUAUAUAUAUAUAUAUAUAUAAAGGACUGUGGGUUGUAUACAAACUAUUGCAAACACUUGUGCAAAUCUGUCUUGAUAUAAAGGAAAAGCAAAAUCUGUAUAACAUUAUUACUACUUGAAUGCCUCUGUGACUGAUUUUUUUUCAUUUUAAAUAUAAACUUUUUUGUGAAAAGUAUGCUCAAUGUUUUUUUUCCCUUUCCCCAUUCCCUUGUAAAUACAUUUCGUUCUAUGUGACUUGGUUUGGAAAUAGUUAACUGGUACUGUAAUUUGCAUUAAAUAAAAAGUAGGUUAGCCUGGAAAUGAAAUUAAAAUUCACAAGUGUGUGGUCUUUAUUUCAGUACCCAACCUUCUUUUCUUCACCCUACCUAUUCUGCCACUGCAAUAUGUAGUCACAUCACCACUUCGUUCCUCCAAUUAGAGAAACAUGAAUCUUUGUUAUAAAAAUCAAGAUGUGAACACUAGUUCUUCUUUCAAAUGAUCUUAUUCCAUUGUAUAGCCCCAACAGGUGCAGCUUCCAUCUUGGAAACCUUUGGCUUUGAUGUAGAGGAAGCUUUGCAGACACUGCUUUGAAAAGAAAGAAUACAUCCCUGAAAGGGACGAAUUUUUAAAAUGUGUAUAAGCUGCUGUCUGAUUACUGUGUUCAUGGUUUGGUGUAGCUGUAUUUUCUUUUAACUUUCAUCCCAUUAGUAAUGGUCUUUGGGAGUAUCUGUGAAUUAUAUGAACACCACAAACAGUGGGGCUGUACCUCCCAGGUAACCAACACGUGUUUGAGUCUGCUCAUUUCCAAUACUGGAUGAUGUAUGUAAACAUGUUAUGUCUCUUAGUGCAAAAAGAAACAUCAUUUUUUUUUAGGGCUGGCUCACUCUGUCAGGCCUAAUCUAAAGGCUAGAUAUAAAGUCAUGUGACUGCUGCUUCAAUAAAAACAAAUUUAUAUUGGAUAAA